Molecule: messenger RNA, 669 nt
Organism: Nerophis lumbriciformis (worm pipefish)
Lineage: Eukaryota; Metazoa; Chordata; Actinopteri; Syngnathiformes; Syngnathidae
Gene: spata45
Product: spermatogenesis associated 45
Source: RefSeq, a predicted model, not a curated record
AAGGAAACAUGCCUGGAUCCAAAGCAGAGCCGCUCCUGGAUGUCAACAUGCAGCGGGAGACCUGGUGUCAGGUGGAGUCAGGAGCCCUGCGUUCCUGGGAAAGAUCAGAGAGGAAACAUUACCGGGCACACCUGCGGUCCAGCUCGGUUCUCCUCUCCGCCAUGACCGGCGGGCCGCGACAGGGGACGGCGAGCAGGGGAUGGCCACCUCCCACUAACCUCCCUCAGAGGCGUCAUUUUGAAGAAAGCUAUAAUUCCCAGCUGUCGUGGACCGCUGCAGACUCUCAGCAUCAGAACACCGAUUGAACUUUGACACAGAAAUGUUUUCAGCUCGCAGCUUGUGUUCGUUUGUUUUCAUUUCACACGCCACCUGCCGCUAUGUUGAUCCCUACAACAACAUUCAACUUGGCUGCAUUCCUCUACAAACAAUGUAUGCGUUUGAGUGUGGGAGUGUGUGUGUAACUUUUUCAUAACAAGGACAAUUGGAGAGACAGUAGGUUUCAACAAAUGCCUCAAGUCACAGGAUUCAUCAGUUCAUCUCAUGUUUGACAGGCUUCUUCCAUUUUACGUACUGGAAAGCAUUGCAUAUACAAAGGUAGUACUUCAGAAGUCCAACACAUCACCAUCAAAUGACGGUAUGAAAGCUGACGUUGAUCCUCAGCUGACUAAC